Messenger RNA from Peromyscus californicus insignis, 3670 nucleotides. RefSeq names its product translation machinery associated 16 homolog (gene Tma16). Gene Ontology annotation, cellular component: nucleus. NCBI's taxonomy places the organism in Eukaryota, Metazoa, Chordata, Mammalia, Rodentia, Cricetidae. The transcript is spliced from 7 exons. The record is from RefSeq and is a predicted model, not a curated record. Bases 125 to 805 code for a protein of 226 amino acids.
UUCGGAUCUGUUUCCCCCGGACCCACGUGUGUUUGCACUGGAGUGAACUUGGAGCUGCUGCGGCAGCAGUCCGUGAGAUUGUUGUAUCUGGACACCGCGGGGCCUCGGUGGCCAGGACAUCGCCAUGCCUAAAGGACUGAAAGGAAAAAUUGUAGGUCGGGAAAAAAAAGUCAUCCAUCCGUACAGCAGGAAAGCAGCUCAGAUUACAAGAGAGUCUCACAAACAAGACAAGAAGGAGAGAUUGAAGACUGAGAGGGCCUUGCGUCUCAACCUUAUCGGUGACAAACUUCAGUGGUUUCACAGUCAUCUGGAUACAAAAAAAACGAGAUAUUCAAAGAAGGAUGCCUGUGAAUUAAUUGAAAGAUACUUGGGUCGAUUCAGCAGUGAGCUGGAGCAGAUUGAGCUGCAUAACAGCAUCAAGGACAGACAGGGACGGCGUCACCACUCCCGGGAGACUGUCAUCAAGCAGACGAUGGAGCGGGAGCGGCAGCAGUAUGAAGGCUACGGCUUCGAGAUCCCAGACAUUUUAGACACUAAUAAUCUGCAGACUUUUCGGGAAUGGGAUUUUGAUCUGAAGAAAUUGCCAAACAUCAAAAUGAGGAAACUUUGUGCUAAUGAUGCCAUCCCCAAGAAGCGCAAACAGAAAACCAUUUUAAAUGUAGAAACAGAUUUAAAUAUAGAAAAAGAUUUAGGGGAAUUAGAACUAACUGUGGAAACUGGAGACUCUAAAGAUGGGAAAUUGGAACCAGCGAGCGAAGCAAGUGACUCGGAUGAAGAAAUGACUCCAGUGCCUGCCUGCCCCUAGUGAAAUCCCCUGAGACCCUCCGUCCCCCUCCCUGACGGUGAAUAACCGUGUGUGGGGGCUGGCUCAGCGGCUGGGGCCUUGCAGCCACAGCUGACUGCCGAAGUGUGAUUCCCAGAGUCCAUGGGUUGAAAAGAGCAGAUGCUAUACAUUUUCUUCUACCCCCCCCCCCACAUGCACACACAUAAGUAAAUACAUUUAUUUUAGUAAUUGUCUAUAUGUGGGAAUUUGCUAUUUAGCUCAUUCUUAAGUCGUUUGCAGUUUCAAAAUAGGGUUAUGAUUUUUAUUUAAGAAUGAAAGUUUUCAUUUUCUUUAAAUUGCUUUUAAAAUACAGAGAUUGUGUCAAUCUCUUUUCAUUGUAGCUGAAUACCUGGGCCUGGGAACUUAGCUGAGAGUCUGAAUACUAACCCAGUGCAGUUGUGCCGAGGCGUCUCUGUCUACAUCACUGCAUGGCCAACGGCGUCAUAGUGGUGGACUAGGAGACGGAGGGGGUGCAGAGGAAGAUACGCCAGCGAAUGGGCAGGGCCCUGUGUUGCCACCUCCUGAAGUCCUGUCACCUCUGAACAUCACCAUACUGGGGUGGGGGUGUGAGUGGCAAUUUUCUAACACAUUAAACUGUAUCCAAAACAACACUGACCUUCAAAGACCAUUUAACCUGAAUUUUGCAGAAGGGAAAAUUGGAAGAAAAAAAAAAUAGGGUUAGGAAUAUGGCUUGGUCAGGGAAGGGCUCCCGAGGGCCUGAAUCUCUUUGCAAACAGGGCUGUGUGGCAGGCUCCUAAUGUCUCAGUGCUGGGGGAGUGGGAGGGUGGGUAGGGACAGUAAACAGGCACAGAGUGAUCGGUACUGGCUCAGUAGUCCAGUGUGAAAGUGGUACUCUGAAGGGUCAGUGCUCCCAAACCCAUUGCCACCAGCUGCCUUUGAGGGCACACACAGCAUAGGAUUGCCCUGAUGGGCUUCAGUCUUGGAUAACAUUUUAAUACACACCAUUGUGUAUUGGAAGUAACUUGUUUUUUGAUUUUACAGAAAAUCAUACCACAUUUGGCUUGAUUCUCGGAAGAAAAUUUGGACUUUUGAAGCAUGUUAGGACUAUUCAAGGGCCAUGGAGACUUUAAAAGACCAUGAUGUUUAACUAAGUGCGUUUUGGAUACCCAAAAGGCUUUGAGGCCAAAGGCAGAACGCUGUGGUUUGAAUUUUAAAUGUCUCCUGCAAGCUCCUACUUUGCACACUCAGACUCUACCUUCCGGUGCUGCUUUGAAGGGUGUGGAGGAUUUAGGAGGGAGGGCUUGGCUGUCAGUAGGGCCAACUCUUUGAAGAUUAUGCCUAUCCUUGGGUCCAGUUGUCUGCCACUGUGCAAGUUGACAGGUUGCUCCAGAAGCUGUGACAGACUGAAGUCCUUCAGAAAUGGAGCCAGAACACACUUUUCCUUAAUGUCCCCCACCCCCCCGCCCCGGUUGAAAUUUGGAUCACAGCAGCACAAAAGUAGCUAAUCCAUCUUUCAGAUAACAGUUGAACUAGAUCCCAGGCAGCGGAUCUGUCAGAGAAUCCCAGUCAAAAGGCCGUUGCCUGUGUACAUUGCUAAGUGCUGGUGCUCUCAGUUCUCCAUAGUGAUCUUACGGUUUCCCCAUUAUGUUCUCCUAACUUCGUGGUUGGUAUUUCAUGACUUUUUCAAGGUUUCUAACUGUUCAGAUACGAGUCUGCUGAAUCUUCAGCUGUUGGGUCUGCAUUAAAAGGCGCUGCUGUGUUGUUUUGCUGUAACGGAUGCAGUAUUCUUUUCACCUCACAGGCAAGCAGACCCCACUCUGUUGUUUUCUCUGAAUCGUGCAGUAAAUCUCCCAUGUAAUUCCACAAGACAGAACUGUGUGUCUGCUCUUUAAGCAUUACAGUAAAUUACUUUAUAGACAAGGUAACUUGGGAAGCUGAGGAAUAUGUGGGUGCAUAUGUAGACAUACUCACUGUACACAUACUUAGGUGACCCUAGGAAAGCAGACGUCAUGCUCUGGGGCGCUCAUGCCCUGCCCUGUCCUGAAGCACCUUGCCUUUGCUUUCUAACGAGGCCAGCUGUUCUGUUCUUCGAUGAAGCUAGAAACUUCACUUCUGCUAUCCGAGAAGUCUGCAAACAGCUCCGCAGGCUGCAGGCAGUGGCAGCAGAGUGAGGAGCUGUGCCCCAUCCAACUGGACAGCAGCGCAUCAUACUGAAAUACUCCUCAAACUUGUUCAAAGUGGGCUUGGGGAGCUUUUGUAUUAUUUCCUUUGGCUAAUGUAUAUUUAUUAUCUAUUUUUGAGACCCAUUGAAAGAAAUCUAUUUCUCAGUCCAGAGAAUGCUAUCUAUUCUAGGCCUAUGUGGAGACCUAAUAUUUCAAGCUACCUAAAACAUGAGUUAAUCUGGUUGGGCUGGCCCAUCACCUGGCUAAGGGACUACUCCUUAGAAAGGCCAGUUCACCUUAACUCAUGCUAAGGAGAGGAGGGAUAAUUAUCCCUUUAAUGAGGAAAUGUACUUUUCUUCCCCAGAAAGCUGGGCACAGGCUCAGUCAGUAUUAAGCUGCCACGAAGCUGUUAGGUGGGCACACCUCUCAGGAAAAGGUGUUGCUUUUCUUUUCUCUUUCUUUCUGUCUUUCUUCCUCCAGUAUGAUUCUGAAUUUGGGCCUGCUUUCCCUCACCCUUUGGACUCUCAUUUCACUCUGAAGUGCUCCUGCAUUCUGUGUGGCCACUUGUCAGAACGUGGCUGACACCCAUUGCUAAACAUGCUGUCCUUACUGAGAUUGCAUGGCUAUUCACCUUCUUCAUCCUCUCUCUUUUGACGGCUGCUGUGAUUCCCAGCUUGCCUGCCUUGUUGUUGAUUAAAGUCUAAUAAAAUUGUCCAGGAGCUUC